This is a messenger RNA of Acanthosepion pharaonis, 516 nucleotides long. The record is from the annotation of a GenBank genome assembly. Lineage: Eukaryota; Metazoa; Mollusca; Cephalopoda; Sepiida; Sepiidae.
AUGAGUACAAUUACAAGAUAUCUUAGACUGUCCGUCCUUAGUGAAGAGGUCGCUGCCUAUUCACCUCAGUCCGUCUUCUGUGGGCUGCCAAACGAGACAGCAGCCCGAUCCGCGAGCAACAAGUUCUCGGGCACAGGUGGCAGGGAAACAUGCCCGGUGCGGAAUUGGCAGGAUGCAGAUGACGCCGGCGUCGCCUCCCCUCGAGCUCUCCUCGUCGAAAUGCGCCACUCCGGCAGCCGAUCCGAUCCCUUGCGAGGCUCUCCAAUUGUGUUGUUGGGAGAUCUUAAAUACUUCUUUCUUUCCUUCUUUUUUUCUUUCUUUCUUUUUUCUUUCUUUCUUUCUUUCUUUCUUUCUUUCUUUCUUUCUUUCUUUCUUUUCUUCCCAACCACGAGUGAUGUGGCAGUUUGCCUUCUCUUUUCUUGGUCAGGUCCAAAGGGAAAAUUAUCUAUCUAUCUAUCUAUCAAUCUAUCUAUCUAUCUAUCUAUCUAUCUAUCUAUCUAUCUAUCUAUCUAUUAA